Phytomonas sp. Hart1 is the source of this 1785-nucleotide messenger RNA. NCBI's taxonomy places the organism in Eukaryota, Euglenozoa, Kinetoplastea, Trypanosomatida, Trypanosomatidae. The record is from the annotation of a GenBank genome assembly.
AUGGAUGCCUACUACGAGGAUAAGUUGCAUAUCCCGCCCGAUGUGGAUGCAUUGCUCGCGAACUUACCGCCGCCAGACUGGCGAAAGGAGGUUUGCAUAAAAGUUGAGCAGGAGAAUAAAAAUAUUUUGCGUUUAGAAGCAUUGGCGCUCAAAAAAGUGCAGUCGUGCCAGCAGGUGGUUCGCUUUGUGAGCAACGGCUGCGUUGAUGGUAUGAACUAUUUAGUGAUGGAAAAGUUAGGACCGAACCUGACCGAGCUACGACGCAGGAGCCCGCAUGGUACCUUUAACAUUUACACAACCCUGAAGGCUGGUAUUUCUUGUCUAACCGCCAUUCGUGGUGUGCAUGAGCAAGGGCUCGUGCACCGCGAUAUCAAGCCCUCCAACUUUAUCACCGGGAUCCCGGGUUCGCCGGAUCGGGCAACUUGCUACCUCAUCGACUUCGGCCUCGCGCGCCGCUACCGCCGCUCAAACGGGGAGCUCCGGCCUUCGCGAAAAAAUGCGGGAUUCCGCGGAACGAGCCGCUACGCCUCCGUGGCCUCCCAUCGCCGGUUGGAGCUCGGCCGCGUCGAUGAUCUCUGGAGCUUGCUUUUUAUGCUGGUGGAGUUCGCAACUGGCACUCUGCCCUGGCGUAAGUACAAGGAUAAGGACGAUAUUGGACGAUGUAAAGAGGAAUCGAUCACACCGCAGCUCGUGCGUAACCUACCGCGCGAGUUCCAAGCAUUUUUAGCCCACCUCCAAACCUUACUCUACGAGGACGAGCCCGAUUACGAUUACUUACUUUCCCUCAUCUAUCGCGCGCUGGCGCGGCGAGGGUACCCACCGAAUAAGCCGGUGGACUGGGAGCUCGACCCCGUUACCAUCGAGCAGGUCGCAGAGGAGGAGAUUCGGAUGUCGCUGUAUAGGCGGAAUGAUGCGAAUAAAAACCACGUGGAGAAGCGAAAUCAUCAAAGUGGUGGAGCACCAGGUGUAGAUGCGCAGCGAGAGGUCCCCAAUGCGGAGCUGAAGGAUCACGAUUCUCGCCCGUCCAAUCAAUGCCCUCCGCUGAAGCCUAGCGAAGUGGCGGUGCUUGGUCUCAGUCCUGUUCAGGAAAUCUUUCAGGAAAUGGGAGGCGACCCCCAAAAAUGCAAACAGCACCUGCUGCCCGUCAACAAAAAUCAGCCCUCCCGUCUCGUUUCUCCCAUCCAAGAGUUCGGCGCUCAUUGUAAUUCUAUCCACAUCAGCGAGGUGGAGCUUCGCCAUCGCCGAAACGGCAAAGACCCGGAGGAGAACAAGCAAGACGCCGUCGGUUCACCCGUCCAUAGCUUGAGAGACGCCAGCGGGGCGGUUUGGCAGGAAAAGAUACCCGAGUGCCUUGCGGUCGGCAUCCGAGAUAACGGAGCGACGCGGAAGGAAGAUGGUUUAUAUAAAGGGAAGCAGUCCCCACCAUGGCUGAGAGAGAGCCCCAUGAGCUCCGCAACCGUGGAUAUGGAUCAGAACAAUUUUUCAUCUCGAGAAUGCAGCAGGGUGUCCAACAAGCACUCAUUUUUAGGGAAGAAAGGAAAGCGGAAGAGGGGUGAAAAACCCGGAAACAGUCUAUCAAACAGUUUAUUUAUGGAGUAUGACCAUCAAAGCAGCAUCUUGCAUACGACGUCAGGGCCAUGCUUAAUGUCUCAUAGAAAUAAACAUUUAGACGCAAUACAGAAAACAACUCCCGAUACGAACAAGGCAGGAUCAUCGAAACCCUUGAAUGACAUAUCAGGAGUAAAGAAAAAAGAAAAGUCAAGUUGUAAAUGUUUUAUCAUGUAG